Messenger RNA from Lactuca saligna, 1633 nucleotides. NCBI's taxonomy places the organism in Eukaryota, Viridiplantae, Streptophyta, Magnoliopsida, Asterales, Asteraceae. The record is from the annotation of a GenBank genome assembly.
AUGCCCUACAAUAGUCGUCGACCCUUCUCGCCGGUAAGUUUCUUACCUCGCUGCCUCCAUUCCCCCUUAUUCUUCUCGAGCCAAUGGGUUUACGUUUUAGAGCUUGAAGCCUGCCAUCUAGACCAAAACCUCGAUACGACAACGGAUUACAUUGAUGAAUGCAAAACUGAUGGAUUGAAGCUUUUAAGGAAGGCGGUAGGUUCUCGCUAUAUCAAAAUCAUUCCAUCUACUCAUCGCAUUCAGAUCUCCGAUCCCAACCAAAUAAUGGCUGAAACACCGCCGUCUGCCGACAACCCAACUCUCUUUUCUCCAUUCAAGAUGGGCAAGUUCAAUCUCUCUCACAGGGUGGUGUUAGCUCCGAUGACAAGGUGUAGGGCGUUAAACAGUAUACCGAAUCAAGCUCUGGUGGAGUAUUACAGACAGAGAGCAACCGCCGGUGGGUUUCUCAUCACGGAGGGGACAAUGAUCUCUCCUACCUCCGCCGGGUUCCCUCACGUACCAGGUAUAUUUAAUCAAGAACAAGUUGAAGCUUGGAAGAAAGUCGUGGAUGCAGUUCAUGAAAAAGGUGCUGUGAUCUUUUGUCAAUUAUGGCAUGUCGGCAGAGCAUCCCACCAAGUAUAUCAACCUAAUGGGGUUGCACCAAUAUCAUCUACGAGCAAACCCAUAUCGAAAAAAUGGAGAAUUUUAAUGCCAGAUGGGACCCACGCUCAAUAUCCAAACCCUCGACCACUCGCCACCCAUGAAAUACCGGAGGUGGUGGAAGACUAUCGUCUGGCAGCCGUUAACGCCAUUGAAGCAGGUUUUGAUGGAAUCGAGAUUCAUGGAGCCCAUGGUUACCUUCUCGAUCAAUUCAUGAAAGAUGGCAUCAAUAAUCGAACAGAUGAAUAUGGUGGAUCUUUAGCAAACCGAUGCAAAUUCUUACUGAAAGUGGUGAAAUCGAUAGCUACAGCCAUUGGUGCAGAUAAAGUUGGUGUUAGAAUCUCACCAGCUAUUGACCAUUUAGACGCCAUGGAUUCUGACCCACGUAGCUUAGGGCUUGAAGUAAUUGAAGGGCUGAAUAAACUUCAGGUUGAAUUAGGGUCAAAGUUGACUUAUAUUCAUGUGACUCAACCAAGGUACACGGCUUAUGGUCAAACAGAAGCUGGAAGCCAUGGAAGUGAAGAGGAAGUUGCUGAGUUGAUGAAGAUAUGGAGAAGGGCAUUUAUGGGAACUUUUGUUUGUAGUGGUGGGUAUAAUAGAGAGCUUGGGAUUGAAGCUGUGGCUAAAGGGGAUGCUGAUUUGGUGGCUUAUGGAAGGCUUUUUAUAUCGAAUCCGGAUUUGGUUUUGAGACUUAAGGUUAAUGCACCUUUGAAUAGGUAUGUUAGGGCUAGUUUUUAUACACAUGAUCCUGUUGUAGGGUACACUGAUUACCCUUCACUUGAGAAAGGAAAUGGGAAUCUUGAGAGGUUGUCACGCAUGUAGUUGUUUCUGGUUAUAAUGCUUAUAAUUGAUAUGUAAUAUGUAGCUUAUGAUAUGUGUUUUAUUGAUUAAUGUGAAAGUUUGCUUAUGAAUGAAAUAAGUAUUUCUUUUUGCAUAUUCACUAUUGAUAAUUUUGUAUGUUCUUUUGAAAGUUUCUCUAUAAUUUCUUUCUUGG